This is a messenger RNA of Esox lucius (northern pike), 6775 nucleotides long. It is a transcript of the gene lrrtm1, whose product is annotated as leucine rich repeat transmembrane neuronal 1. Gene Ontology annotation, molecular function: protein binding. The transcript has a single exon. The record is from RefSeq and is a predicted model, not a curated record. NCBI's taxonomy places the organism in Eukaryota, Metazoa, Chordata, Actinopteri, Esociformes, Esocidae. Bases 1343 to 2926 code for a protein of 527 amino acids.
GCAGGUCUGAAUUGUGAGUGGCUUACGACACUCAGUGAACAGACGGUGCCUCUGCAUGCUCUGCCAGUGCACUACACCGCUGUGAGGGACCAAAGCGAAACGCGCUCGGCUCCCCUCUCCAUCCCCGUCACACAACUACCCUGCCCGACCAACGCCAACCUCCUCAGCCUCCACCAGCCAACGAGGAAUAACACCGGUAUCAACACGCUGGAUAUAAACACCACGCAGAACAACAGACCCUUGAGUCAAGGGGUUUCUUGGGGAAAAGAUGAGAGCUCAUUUGAAGGAAGGAUACUAAAAGGAGGGUGAAGGAACAAAACAGGGGAACAGAGAGAGGACUGAAGAGAGACCCUGAUAUUACGCAGCCGGAUCCUCUAAAAAUCUGAUUUUCUCAAGCGCGCCGGUCGGUCAAUGAAAGAAUAAUGACCGGACUGACUGAAUUUCAAGCCGCGUAGGUCAGCGAACACUUCAAGUGACGGACAGUAAUUUGUGUUGACAGAUCUUCCCCCAGUCUUUAUCAAAAGGGGGGGAAAGACGAAAAAAAAGAGUUUGGAGUGGAUUUUUUUCUUCUCCUUCCUUGGUUGGCUUAGGGUUUUUUUGGGGUUCUGUCUUCUCUUCUCCGGAUCAUCGUAGUAGCAGUGACUGCAGAGGAGCGGGAGGGAGAGAGAGAGAGAGAAAGAGAGAGAGAGAAAGAGAGGGAGAGCUGGAGGAGGCACGACACUCAUGCAUGCAGCCGAGCAGGGAACUUGCACUUCCUAACCAGCGUCCACUUGGAUUCCUCGGGUCUUUUCUGACUCCUUUCAGUCGAGGAGAACUAAGACAUUGUAAGCCUGCCAGGAUCUGGUGUUCUGGCUGAAAAGGGGCGAGGAAGGGGGGCAAAUUUGUACCACACUGGGGUCCUUUUUUAGAUUCGCACAUAAUUAGUGCGGGCACAAAAGGAGUCGCUGAAUAGGGGUUGUCCAUCUCUGGAUUGGGGUGAGUAGGAUUCCUUUCAUAUGCGACCGCUCGGUGAAGAAAGCUUUUCUUUACCCCCCAAUGCAAGCCUCUUGCCCCUAAAUAUCUAACAUGAGCAAAGUGACUUGCCCUUUAGCCUUCUCCCUAGUUAUUUUCUUUUUUUCUGCCACAUUGGAUUCUUCCUCAUUCCUAUAAUACACCCCCUCACCAAAAUUUUUUUUUAAAUCCACACGCAAUUAACUCCAAAAAAAGGAAUACAAUAAAUAUACGGAAACUGCUUUCCUGCCUGGGAGAGUUUAAGGACAAUGAAGGGAACCAUGACAGAAUAACACUGGAACGAUUCCAAUGGACAUUUUCUACGCGGACCCAUCCAAGGAUAUUCAGGCUGAUGGAUUUCCUUCUAAUUGGCUUGUACCUAAAGUGGCCGCUGAGGAAGCCCCCGGGGCUGAUCUUGUGGCUGUGGUGCUCGCUCGGCAUCCUGCUCAAGAUGGUCCCCUCGGUGGAGGGGGUUUGCCCGCGGCUGUGCCGCUGCGACAGCAAGCUGCUCGACUGCGAGGGGCUCAACCUCACAGACAUACCGCGGAACCUGAGCAGCGUCGUGGGCCUGUCCAUGCGCCAGAACAACCUGACGGAGCUGCGCGAGGGCCACUUCGCCGGCCUGUCGCAGCUCACGUGGCUUUACCUGGACCAUAACAACAUUGACGUGGUGGAGGAGGGAGCUUUUGACAGGCUGCGCCGGGUCAAGGAUCUGGACCUGAGCGCCAACCGCAUCGAGAGCCUGCCCAAUGGAACCUUCAGGCCCCUCCCCAAUCUGCGCAUGUUGGACCUGUCGUACAACAGGCUGCAGGCGCUGGAGCCCGACCUGUUCCACGGCCUGCGGAAGUUAACCAAUUUGCAUUUGCGCUACAAUGCCCUAAAGUUUGUCCCAGUGAGGAUCUUCCAGGACUGCCGGAGCAUGCAGUACCUGGACCUUGGCUACAAUCAGCUUCAGAGCCUGGCACGGAACUCCUUCGCUGGGCUCUUCAAGCUGACUGAACUGCAUCUGGAACACAACGAGCUGGUCAAAGUCAACCUGGCCCACUUUCCACGACUAAUCUCGCUGCGCACCCUCUACAUGCGGAACAACCGGGCCACUGUUGUGGUAAGCACCCUGGACUGGACCUGGCACUUCCUGGAAAAGAUUGAUCUUUCCGCAAACGAGAUUGCGUACAUCGAGCCGCAUGUCUUUGAGAGUGUGCCCAACCUCAAGGCCCUCAUGCUGGACGCCAACCGGCUGGCGGCGGUGGAACAGCGCAUCUUGGACUCGUGGUCGUCACUCACCAGCAUCACCCUGGCGGGCAACGAGUGGGAGUGCAGUCGCAACGUGUGCGCUCUGGCUCAGUGGCUAAGCGCCUUCCGGGGUCAGCGGGACAGCCAGCUUCUUUGCUCCAGCCCGGAUGUGGCUCAGGGCGAAGAUGUGCUGGACGCCGUCUAUGCCUUGCAACUGUGCGAGGACGCGGGGGACCAGGUCACCACAGCCACAGCCUGGUUACCAGAAUACACCGCUAAGAACCGGGCCCGUGGUGGCUCGACGGCUAACCCCUACGACCUGCCGGACGCCGAGCCCGGCGAGGUGGUCACGAACAGCUUUACGGUGACUCUGGCCGACCUGGACGACCUCGAGAGUACCAUGCAGAUCCACAAGGUGGUGACGGGCACCAUGGCCCUGAUCUUCUCCUUCCUGAUCGUGGUUUUGAUGCUCUAUGUGGCGUGGAAGUGCUUCCCUGCGGGCGUGCGGCAGCUGCGGCAGGGCUUCAGCAGGCAGCGGCGCAAGCAGAAGCAGAAGCAGACCAUGCAGCAGAUGGCCAUCAUGUCCACGCCGGAGUACUACGUGGACUACAAGCCCAACCACAUCGAGGGGGCGCUGGUCAUCAUCAACGAGUACGGCAACUGUACCUGCCAGCAGCAACCCUCCCGGGAGUGCGAAGUCUGAGCUGACUUCUGGUGCGUGCAAGGAUGAGUGUGUGUGUGUGUGUGUGUGUGUGCGCGUGGAUAAUACGGACUUCUGCCGAGCCCCCUUUCUGGAUAUGUGGGACAUAUUGGGUGGGGUUGUGGUUGUUUACGUGAGGAUUGAACCAGGGAUACUUCUACGGACACUAUUUACACUGGGUCGCACUGUGACGCUUCCCCCCCCCCCUCCCCCCUCCUCCUCCCACAGCCUCAGAGGGGGGGGCGAAACAGGAGGUGGAUGAACUGAGAGCGUGGAUUUACCGCUGUGGAUCUGAAGGAGCCUCUGUGGACACGAUGGAGACCUAACUCUAUUGUACCUGUUGACUUAACACGCAGAAGCACUUGGUGACGGAAUAUUAUUGCGGACAAUAUACAACACACCGGAGAGGAUUACUAUGUUUGUGGGCACCAAUGUCUCUUUUCUCUACACCAGGGGUGGAUAUUAUUUGAGCUUUAAAAUGAUCUUUCUUACUUCAGGAUAUUCUGAUACUGUCUAAAGAGAACGACUGGGGACACACUGGCGAGACAGAAACACACCGUUUUUAUUGUGGUAAUGAGACGAUGGUAAUGAGAAACACAACAAGAAACAAAAACAAAAAAAUAAAUAACACAAACUAUAAUGAUAAGUUGGAUUAUAUAAAAAAAAAAAAGAUUAUAAAAUCAGUGUAAAAUAUGUUUAAAAAGCUGAAAUUGCAAGAUUGGGGGAAAAAAAAUGCAAGACGCUAUCCUAUUUCUUUUGUAAACUACAAAAAAAAUACCAUGUUUAAAUAAAUGAAUUGCUAUUCACAGUAAAGCCCUUGUGUUGUAAGGAACCUUUGGGAGAAGGGUAGAUUAUGAAAAGGGGUGCAGUGCUUUUGCUGGUGGCUGGAAGAGAGAGAGGGAGUUUGUCUGGCAUGCUUACUGCAGUAUCUCUAGUAAGGUGGAGAAAAAAAUAGAAGAGAAUGAUGAUGGCCUGGGGGGAAAGAUGCACUUCAUUUCAAAUGAUAAACCCCAAUCUGAAUUUCAGAUAUUUUCUCCAGCCCUCUUUUCACUACAUGUGAGUAAUGAGGGAAUUAAAUGUGCUAGACCACUAUAGAUGUUGCUGUUGCCUCUCCCAAACCCCCGCACCUUCCCACUACCCUUUUCUUUCCUCUAUCCUUUCUAGAUUAAAUUGAUCUGAUGCUUUCUAACCAGGUGGCGUUAUUUUCACACGAUCAAAUGGGUUAGUCGACAAAACACCCAAACAAACGGCACAGGCGGAGGAUCUGAAGGGCUCUGCCUGUCAAUCACUGCUGCUUGGCUGUCAUGCAAAGCCUUUAUGCCUUCCUUCCUAUCGCGUGGGACACAUCAAAAGGGGGAAGAAAAUGUCUAACACGGCACUAUUAAAAUGAAAAGGAAUUCCAGAAUCUGAUUUAGAUUAUUCAUUUUCUAAAUGUUUUUUUUUUUUGCUUCCCCUCCUGAAAGAAAUGACACAAAGUCACAUGCCGGGACUAAAUCAUAGCCUGACUUCUGUUAAAUGUGUACUUUCAAAACAUCUUUCAACACAAGGCUAUUCUGGGGUUAUUCUUUUUUUCUCCUUCUUUAGUUAUUCCUCAUUGUGUGAGUGACUGAUGCGCUGACCGAUCAACAAGCGAUGCACAUGUGCUGCUAGGGGGAGAGAAAGACUGAUCUCUGAGGGAAGGAGUGAUCGCGGAAGGCUGCAGAAAGGUGGUUUAGGCUGCUCUCUAGUGUCCUAAAAUCGGCAGGAGAGAAAUGAAAAGAGGGAUGGAGGGAAGGAAGGAGAAGAGUCUAGAGUCAGAGCAUCUGCAAUGUGUCAGAUGAUGAUUGCAUGCGUGCGUGGCGCGUGUGAACGAGUGUGUGUGUGUGCGCGUUUGAUUGUACGUUGCAGUAAAUAUGGCAUAGCCUGUGUGUUUCUAUAUUUCUGAGAUUGAAUGCUGUUGCUCCCACCUAAAGAGACAAACACCGAAACAGCGAGGGGAGUGCCUCUGCAAUUUUUUUGUGUCUGAGCAAGCGUGUUUGCGUGUGUGUGCUUGUAGGAGUAGCAGAGCAUUUCCCUGCGCAGUCACAAAGCUGACCUGAGUUCCUAGACAGGAGGCUGCGACAGCGGCGAACGUUCUUUAGCAUUCCAAACGCGCGCCCCCUAGUGCGAACGCAAGCUCCGGCACAUGCUGGUGUUUGUGGGAAAACAACCUGGCAAUUACUCUAAAGCGGCCGCACCGCUGGCCCUCCAUCAUUCAGCACCAUGACAAAUUGGCUGUUAUUAUCGCAGAGUCGUUUAUCCAGUGGCGGUCGCUACCAUUAGGCAAGGUAGGCAGCCGUCUAUGGUCCCAGAAGGCCUAGGGCCCUGUGGAAAUUCAAACUGAAAUACAUUUUUAAAAAACAUAUUAUAAUAAGUUAUAUUUUUUCAUUCUUAUUUUUUUCAGAAUUAUUUAUUUUCUUAAGAUCUGAUGAUCAUGCCUCCUAGUAACACAGUAUUUGGUUCAGACCAAACACCUGUCUCUUACUCAAAUGGUCUGUCCCAUAUUGUUUCACACCUAAGCAGCCCAAAAGAUGUUAGGUAGCUAACUCAGUCAGCAUGAGCCCGCAUCAGUCCACAACAGAUGGACAGCAACAUUCUAAAAACAUGAAACACGUAUGUAAGCGGAGCCGAAAAAGGAAGGAGGAAAAUGUUUCACAGUCACACAAGAAAGCGCUUUCCCUGACCUGGACCAUCACCAACGGCCACUAGACAGAGGUUAAGAAGACACUGAUUCAAUUCAGUCACGUCGUUCUUCUAAAUUCAUGCAUUUUGAUUACACUGAUGUCAAUGUUGAUUAUGAUGGUGAUAGUGAUCGCGACAGUGCUGCUGAUCACAAAUUAGCGACGUUGACGUCUACCAUCCCCUGGCUUCCUAAGAAAGCACUGACAGUGUAGUGACACAGAAUAAAGUGCCUGAUCCAGGUAUAUGUGGCCAUCUCAGGUGACAGGCAGGGAAAGGUGCAGCAUAAUGAGAAAAGGAAGGUAUAUGAAUGCACUUGAUCAUGAAUAAGAAACAGUACACUUGAACAAAAUGCCUAAAUGCUUUGCACUUCACUGUAGUGGUGGCUUAUAAGGCAGUAUGUACACUUCAGAUAAUUAUAUUUAAACUAACACUUUUAUUCUACUGAAUGGGGCAGCAAUGCUCGUGUCUUUGGAAGUGGCAGUUCCUAUCAACAACAAAGACAGAAGGUAUGUUCAUAAUGUUGUGGGUAUGGCUUUGAUAAGGACAAUAAGGUAAAUAAAUCUAUGAACCAGUCUCUGCCAAGGGCUCCCAAAUCUCUAAAAUCACCACUGCGUUUUUCUAUAUGUGGUGCGUUUGUGUCUGUGUGUUUUCUUGCGAGCAUAGGCAUGCCGAAGUGUCGCAGUUACCUAGUACUGGUUUGGACUAACAAAUGAUAAUUAAUGCGAGCUAUGGCACAAUGUGGUGUAGAUGCCAAGAGAUCAAAUGAGGUCAUGUCUAACCUUGAUGAUUGAUGAAAACAAAUAAUCCCUGCCCUCUAAGCACCAGCUUUUGAUGAUAGAAAAAGCCAGACAAAAUGAAACAUGAAAAACAAGGAAAUGUAUACCAACUGUAGAUGUAAAGUUUGGAUAUUGUCUUACAUUUGGUUCACACCUGCUUGAAGUUCAUCUUGAGGAGUACAUAUUUUCUAAUGCUUAUUGGAAAGCUCAGACUUUUUUUCCUUAUUCUUCUACAAGCCAUCUUUGCUCACAUUUGUCACAUGGAGAAAUUUCUGCAGUUGAACAGUAUCAUGAAUUUUCACUAAAAUAUCAUGUGCCAAGUUUAAAUAAGAGUCCUGUUCAGCUUAGUUGGUAAUAAAUUGCACUUGAAACGCCA